AGGAGGAGCUGGUCGCUGCAGAUGGGUUAAAGGCGCGGCGCUGUGUGGUUGUCAGCAAGCAGCCACGUGUGGAAAAAGUGAGGAAGCUUCAGAAACAGUCACGCAGUGUUUGAGGAACACUGAAGGACCACCGACGUCUGACCUCCAGUCACAGCUCCUCCUCCGCACAGUGACAUGCUGCUCAGGUCUGUCCACAGACGGCCUCAUGCAGGGGGGUCAGCACGACCACUUCCUGUCCUGCUGCUGGCCAUGAUGACGGUGGCAGCGGUGAGCGCCGACAACACAGGCACAGAGGACAGUCAGGAGAUCCAGAGGGAGCAGGAGGAGGACAUCAGCACAGAGGUCCCGGAGCCUUCAUCCUCAGAGGCCUCCAGACUGUCCCCUCUUGACUCCUGGCUGGUUUUCAUACGGAACUCCAACAAGGGGGACAACCGAAAAACCAAAGCAUCCAGGAAGACCUCAAAGCAUGGUCUUCCGGGACCACCAGGACCUCCAGGACCACAGGGACCUCCUGGACCUCCGGCUCCCUUCCUACAGCAGCAGAAAUUGAUCCAGGAGCUGCAGCAGAAAGUGACAGACGUGGUGAGAGGGGCGUGUCUGCUGUGUGAUGGUCCUCCUCGUGUUUCCAGCUCCUUCCACGGUCGCCUCCUGCAGACUGUCAGUGUUCCUCGCCGCAGCUUGUUGGAGCUGCAAACGUUCACACAGCCCUCAGGUUCCGAGUGGAGCCUGCAGAGGGGUCAGAGCUUCAACGCCAGCACCGGACGCUACACAGCGCCCAUGCCGGGCUUCUACCAGCUGACGGCCAGCCUGCAUAUCACAUGUGGGGACAGAGUUCAGGUCCGGAUCAGAGACGGGAUCAAAGCAGCCAUCUGCAUCGAUUCCCUGUGUCAGACUAACCUCUCGGUGGAGUCGGUGACGGCAGUGAUGGCUGCUGGCGGAUCCUUCACCAUCUUAGUCAGUGGAACGUUGUAUCUGCAGGCAGGCGAAUACGUAUCAGUGUUUGUGGACAACGCCACCGGCUCGGCCAUCAGCAUCCUGCAGGGGUCGCUGUUCUCUGGAAUCCUGCUGGGAGUCUGACAACAUUCACAACAACACGUGGCGUCACGACUGUACGUCGCAUGUCGGCGCAGAGGUGAUCACGUUUCUUCUUCUAAAAAACCAACAAACCAUUUGAGCUCUUGAAAUGUCAAAGAACAGACAGCAGGGAGCGAACGGAGAAUCUCCUGACGAGCACAUGCACAGAGUGAAGUGUGUUAUUAUUUAACGAGCGCCGCGUGGCGCCACAACAGACCCAACAUCAGCUUCUGGAGCUCGGAGGCAGUCGCGCGACGAAGCUUCUGCCGGCACACGUUGCUCUGCCUAUUUGGAACAUUUCACAUUUUGGAACAACCGAACAUUUCUAAGGCAUCGUCUUCUCUCUGAGCUUUACCUUUGAGUUCAGUUUUUCCAUUUUGAAUGUUUGUUUGAGGUGUUUUUUGUGUUGUUGUUGCUUAAAUGUUAUUUUUUAAACAUUUUGUCUGUUUUUAGGUGUUUUUUUGCUUUGAUUCUUAAAAUUUUUUUUUUGUUUUUUUUUUGUUAAAAAAAACAUAAAAAAACAUUUCCUCCUUUCCUUUAGCUUCAGUUUGUCAGUUUGCAACCUUUUCUGCAGAAAAAUGACCUCAGACAACCUUUUGAACUCAUCUGGCGAAAGUUUUUUGUCCUUAACUCAGCUCACAAUGAAUUUCAGUUUUUAAUAUUAAAUUGUUUUUAUUUGUUUUAAUUAAAAGCUUCAGACACAAAACAUGAAACUCAGCAAGUGUUUCUUUCGUUCUGCACAGAUAUUUGUCAAAUAUUUAUUCUCCUCGUUGUGAAUAAUUGUGAAAAUAAAACUUUUCACUCACGUAUUAUUG
Molecule: messenger RNA, 1889 nt
Organism: Thalassophryne amazonica
Lineage: Eukaryota; Metazoa; Chordata; Actinopteri; Batrachoidiformes; Batrachoididae
Product: erythroferrone
Exons: 9
Coding region: 175-1077 (300 amino acids)
Molecular function (GO): hormone activity
Source: RefSeq, a predicted model, not a curated record